This is a messenger RNA of Drosophila grimshawi, 409 nucleotides long. RefSeq names its product 5-hydroxyisourate hydrolase. Gene Ontology annotation, biological process: purine nucleobase metabolic process. Gene Ontology annotation, molecular function: hydroxyisourate hydrolase activity. Lineage: Eukaryota; Metazoa; Arthropoda; Insecta; Diptera; Drosophilidae. Bases 19 to 360 code for a protein of 113 amino acids. The record is from RefSeq and is a predicted model, not a curated record. The transcript has a single exon.
GAUUCGCUGGCCAUCGCAAUGAGUACACGUAAAUUUUCCAGUCAUGUGCUAAACACCUCUACGGGAAAAGCAGCAGCCUACAUAAAAGUGACCACAUCUCGCCUGGAUGAACUCCAGGAAUGGAAGGCUAUUCGACCAACGCAGACGGACUCAGAUGGUCGCUGUCAAUUACUGGAUCCAGCGGAAUUUUCCAGCGGAAUCUAUAAGUUGACAUUCCAUGUUGGCGCCUAUUUUGCAGAGCAAAAUAUAAAAACUUUUUAUCCAGCCGUUGAACUAAUUGUCGAUUGCAGUGAAAAUCAAAAUUAUCAUGUUCCACUUUUACUCAGUCCCUAUGGAUACACCACUUAUCGCGGAACUUAAUGUACGUUUAUAAUCAUGAAAUGGUAAUAAAGUUGCUAACAAAAAUAUG